AUGUCUCAUGGAGUUCAAAUGGAAAAUAGUCGUGUCCAAUUAAAUGAUCAAGAUAUUGAAGCAUCACAACCUUGCACUCAAGAUGGCAUGGAAACAAUUAAUCUUUGUGAAGAAGUCGGAGCUACAUCGGUUGCGAAUACUUUGAAAACAAGAUUUCAACCAAAAGAGGAUGAACUUCUCAUUCAAUCAUGGCUCAAUAUUUCAAAGGAUCCAAUUGUUGGGAAUGGUCAAAGAGGAGGUAGUUUUUGGAAGAGGAUUGGUGAAGUUUAUAACAACCAUCGCGACAAGGAUUUUCAAGAGAGAAAACCGGUAGUAGUUAAAGGUCGAUGGCACAAAAAAAUCAAUCCAUCUAUUUCAAAGUUUGUUGGGUGCUACAAAGAUGUUGUUGCUCUAAAAAAAAGCGGUGCCUCCGAGAGCAACAACAUUUCGGCUGCAAAAGAUAUUUAUUACCAAGAUGUACGUGAAAAAUUCACACUUGAGAAUGCAUGGAAAUUAUUGAGAGAUGAACCAAAAUGGCUUGCAGGUUGUGUAUUGGAACCGUCCGCAAAAGGAACAAACAAUUUAGCUUCUGGAGCAUAUUCGGCAUCUUCCAACCCACCAACACCAACAAGCGAAUACAAUCCACCACAACGUCCAAUCGGUCAAAAGGCGGCAAAAAAGAAGGGAAAAGAAAAGCCUGUGGAAAUGUCUACUCCCAAAUUUGAUGCUUUGAAAGAUGACUUCAACAAAAGAUUAGAAUUAAUGUCAGGGUUUGCACGUGAUUAUGCACGUAUUGAGAGUGAAAAACUUGAGAUAGAGAGAAAAAGGGUUGAUGCCGAGUUGCAAAGAGUUGAAGAUGAUAGGAAAAGGUCGAAGAUCAAUGAUUUACAAAUACUCACAAAGGAUACAUCAAAUAUGAAUCCAAGACAACUAAAUGAUUAUGAUUUUUUGUAUGACGUGAUUAGAGAAAAAUAUGGACUUAAUUGA
Messenger RNA from Medicago truncatula (barrel medic), 966 nucleotides. Its product is annotated as glutathione S-transferase T3. The transcript has a single exon. The record is from RefSeq and is a predicted model, not a curated record. Lineage: Eukaryota; Viridiplantae; Streptophyta; Magnoliopsida; Fabales; Fabaceae. Bases 1 to 966 code for a protein of 321 amino acids.